Lactuca virosa is the source of this 3888-nucleotide messenger RNA. The record is from the annotation of a GenBank genome assembly. NCBI's taxonomy places the organism in Eukaryota, Viridiplantae, Streptophyta, Magnoliopsida, Asterales, Asteraceae.
AAUAAAAAUAGAUCAAAGUCUCUUCCCGUCGUCUGCUACAAAAAUUGAAUUGAAUUCAACAAUCUCCUUCUUCUUCUUCUUCUUCUUCCUCGAUCAAUCAAUCUUUUCCUUGCUCUUCAAAUCGUCACGGGUGUAUCAACCAACUAUACGUUUUUCUUGUCAUUUCUUUUCUGCUGUUUUCUCCAAAUUCAUCCACUUCGUUUGUCCCAAUUUCUUGAUUGAUCCCCUCGAUCAUUUCAUCGAUUUUCUGGGUUUUUGGUUUGUUUAUUCCAUUGCCCCUUUUCAGACUUGAAGAAUCUCCAAGACCCUUUUCCAGUUUCGUAAUAUUCCGCUUUAUAAAUCAUUUUAUCAAUUUUCUGGGUUUUUGGUUGACCUUCCCCCCUAUGCUGAAUUCACCGAGUUCAUUGAUCUCUACUACAAUGUGCCCCUUUUCGGCAAACGUCAAUCCACUUCCGUGAUCUCUACCGAUUGCAAUUUACUUCACAUUAACAUUACUCCGAAGUUUGUAUUCUGCUGAUUGGAUAUGAAGCUGUUAGUUCGUGUGAUUGAAGCCAAGAAUCUACCUGCAAUAGAUCCAAAUGGUUCCAUUGAUCCAUAUGUGAAAUUAAAACUAGGGAGCCAGAGGUUCAAGACUAAAGUGGUGAAAAAGUGCUUGAACCCUUCUUGGUGCGAUGAGUUUAGCUUCAAGGUGGAGGAUUUGAAGGAGCAGCUUGUUGUUACUGUGUUGAAUGAAGAUAAGUACUUCAAUGAUGAUUUUGUUGGCAGUAUUAAAAUCCCCAUUUCUCAGGUUUUCGAUACUGUUGACAAAUCCCUUGGUACUAUAUGGUAUCGUUUGCAGCCCAAGAAGAAAUCCAAGUUCAAAGAAUGCGGCGAAAUUCUUCUGACGGUAUGUUUUUCCCAAAAUAACCCUCAAUCGGACUUGCAAGCACAAGCUGAGAAUGGAGCAUUGUCGCCUGCAAGGUCUUCCACUAGUUCAAGAAUGUCAUCUCCAAUGAGGUCAGAAGAAGCUGCUGCACCCAUGAAAGAGGAAAAAACAAACAAAGAGAAGAUUUCAAGUCUGCUUUCUCAGAUUUUCAACAGAAACAACGAACCAAUCCUACAAUCCGUGACUACUAAACUGACCGAGCUACCCGAGGUGCCCGAAACCGACGACUCAGAGGUAUCCGAGGACAAAACUGAAGAACAAAUCUCAUCUGCAAACUUUGGAGAACUAAUGAAAAACAUGGAAGAGAAAGAUGAAGGCAGGGAGAUGCCUGCUAAUUUACCUGGAGGUGUAAUGUUGGAUCAGAUGUAUGCGAUUUCACCAUCUGAAUUGAAUUCUUUCAUCUUCUCAUCCGAAUCAAACUAUCUGAAACAAUUAGCAGAGAUUCAAGGAAGUACAGAUCUUCAAGUGGGACCAUGGAAAUUCGACACAGAAAGCAGUAGUCUAAAAAGAGUGGUUACAUACGUGAAAGCAGCAUCUAGGUUAAUAAAAGCAAUAAAAGCAAUCGAAGAUCAAACAUAUUUGAAAGCAGAUGGUAAAUGUUUUGCAGUUUUAGCAAGUGUGAACACUCCAGAAGCUCCAUAUGCAAGCAAUUACAGGGUUGAGGUUAUGACCUCCAUUUCUCCAGGACCCGAGCUUCCAUCAGGGGAAGAGUGUUCUCAUUUGGUGGUUUCAUGGCGGAUGAAUUUCUUGCAUAACACAAUGAUGAAGGGUAUGAUAGAAGGUGGGGCCCGCCAAGGUGUGAAGGAUAGUUUUGAGCAGGUUGGGGGUUUGUUGGGUGAAAAGCUGAAGGUGGUUGAUUUGAAAGAUUUUGGAUCAGAAAAAGAACAAGCUUUGGCAUCUUUACAGGUGGAACCACAGUCAGAUUGGAAGCUUGCUGUUCAAUAUUUUGCUAAUUUCACUGUCAUUUCGACUUUUUUCAUGGGAUUGUAUGUGCUUGUGCAUCUCUUUUUAGCCAUGCCUAGUACCAUUCAAGGCCUUGAAUUUGGUGGCUUGGAUUUACCAGAUUCAAUUGGUGAAGUUGUUGUCUGUGGAGUUUUGGUUCUUCAAGGUGAAAGAGUUAUGUAUCUCAUAUCACGCUUUAUGCAAGCUAGAGUGCAAAAAGGUGGUGAUCAUGGAAUAAAAGCACAAGGGGAUGGAUGGUUGCUGACUGUGGCAUUGGUUGAAGGAAGCAAUUUAGCAGCUGUUGAUUCAAGUUGCUUAUCUGAUCCAUACGUUGUCUUCACAUGCAAUGGGAAAACAAGAACCAGCUCAAUAAAAUUCCAAAAAUCCGAUCCUCGCUGGAAUGAAAUAUUUGAAUUUGAUGCAAUGGAUGACCCUCCAUCUACUUUGGAUGUUGAGGUUUAUGAUUUUGAUGGACCUUUUGAUGAAGCUGUGUCUUUGGGGCGUACUCAAAUAAAUUUUGUAAAAACAAAUAUUUCUGAUUUGGGUGAUGUGUGGAUUCCUCUUCAAGGGAAGUUAGCACAGGCCUGUCAAUCUAAAUUGCAUUUGAGGAUUUUUUUGAAUAAUACAAGAGGUAGCAAUAUUAUCAAAGAAUAUUUGACCAAGAUGGAAAAAGAGGUUGGAAAGAAGAUAAAAUUGCGUUCUCCUCAAACAAACUCGGCAUUUCAGAAGCUCUUUAAGCUUCCACCAGAGGAGUUUUUGAUAAAUGAUUUUACAUGUCAUUUGAAGCGUAAAAUGCCCCUCCAGGGUCGUUUGUUUUUGUCAGCAAGAAUAAUAGGGUUCCAUGGGGACAUAUUUGGACACAAGACAAACUUUUAUUUUCUAUGGGAAGACAUAGAAGAUAUUCAAGUGGUCCCACCUACUUUGUCAUCAAUGGGUAGUCCGAUUGUGGUCAUAACAUUACUUCCAGGCAAAGGCUUGGAUGCAAAGCAUGGUGCAAAGACACAAGAUCCACAAGGCAGGCUCAAAUUUCAUUUCCAGUCUUUUGUGUCUUUCAAUGUUGCACACAGGACGAUAAUGGCUUUGUGGAGGGCGAGAGCGUUGAGUCCUGAGCAGAAGGCACUAAUUGCUGAAGAGGAAUCUGAUGAUAAGAUGGUUGAAGAGGAAUCGACAUCAUCCAUUAGAAGUGAUGAUGACUCUGAUAACAAAACCCUUCAGAGUGAAGAGAGCGGAUCCUUUUUAGGCAUUCAAGAUGUCAGCCUGUCUGUUGUCUACUCCUCUGUUCUUUCGGUCCCUUCGAAUUUUGUCAUGGAGCUGUUUAGUGGGAGUGAGUUGGAGCGGAGAGCAAUGGACAGGGCGCACUGUGUGAAUUAUUCAACGAGCCCAUGGGAGUUUGAAAAGCCGGAUGUUUAUCAGAGACAGACUUAUUACAAAUUUGACAUCAGCGUCUCUCGUUAUGGAGGAGAAGUCACCACCACUCAGCAAAAAAUCCAGAGACCGAAACGGUUGGCUUGUCGAAGAGGUCACCACUCUCCAUGGGGUCCCACUUGGCGACUAUUUCACCCUUCAUACCAAGUACCAAAUAGAGGAUCAAGCUUCAAGAUCCAUUGGAUGUAAAGUGGUGGUGUAUUUUGGGAUUGCAUGGUUAAAAAGCACAAAACAUAAGAAAAAGAUCACAAAAAACAUACACGCCAAUCUCCAAGAUCGUAUGAUGAUCAUGUUUAGUACAAUUGAGAAGGAGUUUGUAGCAGGAAAACAACAGAUGCAGGGCUCAACUUAGACUCAAAUCAAAUCAUUCAAUAUACUAAAUAGACAGACAUUUUGUAAGCCAAAUUUCUAGCGUAUCAUAGAUAGCGCUUUGUAUUUUGUAUAGUUGUCAAUUGUAAUAACCCCCCAUUUCAUUUGGAAUCAAUUUUGGAAAGCCAAUGUAGUUGUUGUGUACAAGUGUAGGAAAGUAGCCUAGACUCAAGGUUUAUACACACAUUUCUCAAGGUUUAUACACUCUAUUACUUACUACCACGGAU